AUGGCCUUGGCCUUCGUUGUCCUUCACCACAGCUCGUGGUCGCUGCCGUCCACACACAAAAACUCCGAGAUUGUCACCAAACUAAUCCAUCGGGAUUCAAUUUUAUCUCCUUACUACAAAAUUUGUGCUUUAGGGAGAUAUAUAAACCGAGAUCUUACUUGGAUUUCCGAGUGGUUGCGCUUCAUUUUGCUUGGAGGAGCCGAAUUCGGGUUAGAGAUAGGAGGAUUGUUUCGGGAGAAUGGUCGCGGUGAAUUUUGCAUGGCUUUCCGUCAAUCCAAUCUCCAUGGGGACACCGGCUCCAUGUUUAUGGUAAAUUUGUCCAUAGGUGAGCAACUCUUAACCAUGGACACAGGUAGCAAUCUACUAUGGGUACAAUGCCAACCUUGUAUUCAUUGUUUCGAGCAAUAUAGUCCAAUUUUCGAUGGUUCGAAGUCAUCUACUUAUAACAACUUAAUGUGCAAUUCUCCCUAUUCCAAUGAUAAUUCUCCAAAGGAUAAGUGUGAUGCUCUCAACAAUUGCAAGUUCUCACAUGGAUAUCUUGAUACCACCGUAGCUUACGGUAUUAUGGGGAAUGAAAAACUCACCUUUUUCACAUCCGAUGAGGGAAUUAUUUCGUCCACGAUAUGGUUUUCGGUGUUGGGGGUGAAAGAUCUCGAUAUUGACCCAAAAGUCUUUCAAAGGGAUCCCGAAGGUAAAGGAGGAGUUCUCAUUGACUCGAGCUUAGCUUCCGGAAGAAGAUAUAAACCGAGAUCUUACUCGGAAUUGCGGUGGUUACGCUUCAUUUCUGCUGGAGGAGCUGAAUUUGGGUUAGAGAUUGGAGGAUUGUUUCGAGAGAAUGGUCCGGUGAAUUUUGCUUCGGGGCUUUCCGUCAAUCCAAUCUCCAUGGAUUGA
Molecule: messenger RNA, 891 nt
Organism: Dovyalis caffra
Lineage: Eukaryota; Viridiplantae; Streptophyta; Magnoliopsida; Malpighiales; Salicaceae
Source: the annotation of a GenBank genome assembly